UGUGGCUGCGCUCCGCUCCACCCUGCGAAGAAAGUCGGAUGUUCCUUCUCGCUGACCUUGCUCUCUUCUACCUCUACGAUUUGUAUUGGUAUCUCCUCCUAUCCCUAUCACUCAUCCUCAUCUCGCUGACGAUGGAGAGUGAGCUGGUCACGCCGCCUUUCCGGGUGAAUCAAACGGACACCCACGUCAUCAUCGAGGCGCAGUGUCCCCUCACUCCAGCCAAUCUCCAGCCGGAAGCAGUGGUAGAGGACACAAUCUUUGCACUAAGAUGUCCGCCAUACUAUCUCCCACUGCACUUCCCAGCCGCCCUGUCAUCGGUGGAGCAGGUACAUCGCUCUGGCUCCGUCAUCCGUGUCGACCUACACAAAGCAGAUGCCGGUCUGGACUUCAUUGGCCUCGAGGACAUUCAGCCUACCAUGUUCGUAGAUGCUGAUCCUCAGUCUUUUUCUGUAGCAGCCGAAGCUGGACCCUCUAGACAGAAGAGGGAAAAGGACGAAGAGGCAGAGGCCAUACUCAAGGAGGUGCUGCAGAGGGAGAAUAUGACGGCGGUCAAGGAGGACAAGACGGAGAAGCGCACCAGAGGAACCAGCGGAGCUGGCGAACUGUUUGCAGACCUGAGCACGGAGGAGCUUCAGGCCAACAAGGCCGCGGCAGAGUCAGCUGAGGACGAGCGCUUUGACGAGCAGUCGUACCUCGAUUCCUUCGUAGACGAGGAGGGCGAGAUUGAAGAGCUACUCAGAUGGAAGUACGAAACAGGACCUACCUCCUCGUCCUCCUCAGAAGCAACAGCAGAGGCUACAGAGUUGGCGGUGCCAGCCCACUUGCGCCUUCUCUUGGUAGACUUGCUCUACGCAUAUCACCUCUCCCUCCUCGUCAGUACAGGACCUCCAAUAUACCCCUGGCUACUAUGCACUCUAUCGAGAUCACUAUCAGCUCCGCCUUCCCCGCCGUUCGCUACAUCCGAUACAGUAUCCUCCGUGCUACGCUCAGGCUUCAGGAGAGGCCUCACAUUCCCUCUACAUCGCAAUUGGAGGCUCUGUCAGAGAGCGGCCGCAGACGUGGUAUCACGCCUGUCGUCCGGAAGGCAAGAAGUACUGGCUGGUUUAUCGGAUAUGUCAGGCUGCCUUGUGGAAGGAGAAAAAGAGGCCACAGAAGGACCUGAUGAGGCUGCCAGAUGGGGCAUCUUGAACGAGUCGUUGGUGAGACCCCUUAUCGCCAAAGUGCAAGCAGAUAUCAAUACCUCCUACUCUACAUUGGCAGAAGAGGUGAACGCGGUAGCUAGAGGCCUCACCAAGUCCAACGUGGCACCAUCCUGGGAUCUUGAGCUGCUGGAGCAGAUGGCGGAGGAUGUGAUAGCGGAGCAAAGAGGAGAGCAAGAAAGCCGGUAGGCUCAAAGAGGAUGGGCGGAGCAUCCUGGACAUUUGUAGGUCCCUCACGCCGCCUUUAGCACUGCAAGAAGGUCGCGAUUCAUUUGCGGCUGAGCAAGACACACAGGAGGAGAGCAGAUUGAGAUAUUGGCGGGCAACAGAGGCCCCUUCGACCCUACGUA
Molecule: messenger RNA, 1549 nt
Organism: Microstroma glucosiphilum
Lineage: Eukaryota; Fungi; Basidiomycota; Exobasidiomycetes; Microstromatales; Microstromataceae
Exons: 4
Coding region: 39-1388 (449 amino acids)
Biological process (GO): box H/ACA snoRNP assembly
Cellular component (GO): nucleoplasm; cytoplasm
Source: RefSeq, a predicted model, not a curated record